AGGCGAUGUACGCUACGUGAUUUACGGAGAUCCUGCAUAUGGGAUCAAUGAUGUAAUCGUUUGUGGAUUUAAAGGUGCGCGUCUAGACGAGUACCAAGCUGAGUUCAAUCGGCAAAUGAGCUCUGUGCGUGUAAGUGUAGAGUGGGGUUUUGGCGUUGUCCGCAAUUUGUGGACAUUCGUAGAUUACAAGAAUGGACAAAAGUUGUGGCUACAAGCUGUCGGUGUGCAAUAUGCCGUAGCUGUAAUUCUGACGAACAUCCAUACUUGUAUGAAGCGAGGCAACCAAAUUUCCAGCUACUUUGGAGUUAUGCCUCCAACUGCCGAGGAAUAUCUCCAUGUUAAAUCCACUUAGCGUAAGGCGUCAAAUACAUCGCGUUAUUCGGUU
Molecule: messenger RNA, 385 nt
Organism: Aphanomyces invadans
Lineage: Eukaryota; Oomycota; Saprolegniomycetes; Saprolegniales; Verrucalvaceae
Exons: 1
Source: RefSeq, a predicted model, not a curated record